CUCGUGACCGUGACCGCCAAGUUGCUUUCGCUCCUCGACCGCCUCUCGUCCCGUUGGCUCGGGCUGCUCGAAUCCAAGACACCACCUUCAAGCAGGUAUCUUGGCCUUUACGAAAACGAUUUCGUGGCUUUCUCUGUCCGUCCCGUCACUCAUCGAGUAGUCAAGGCUAUCGCCACGCGCACACUCAAAUCCAACACCGACUUGUAAUCCACUCGCGCUUUUCGAUCGCAAACGGUCACGCAUCUACCACAGAAGGCUUUCGCCGAGUGAGUGGGCUACGGUGCCGUAUCACUCAAUAAUCAAGCAUGUCCCGCCUUCCACGACCUCAGUCCUCGCCCGAUCAUAAGGGAUUCGCGCCCUCGCUCAAGCGCAAAGCCGCUGCCACCGAGGAGGACGAUACGAUCGAAGACCAGCCCGCUGCGAAAAAGGCGACCGGGACCGGCUUCCGACCAAAGCCACUACAGGCUUCCCGCACCGCACCCAACGCAGCCACAUCCACCUCUAGUAAACCCCCAUCCAAGGCGACCGCUGUGUCCAUGCCACGCCCACUGACGCGUCCCCGCCCGCCCGCUGCAGCACGACCCACGGCUGCGCGAGGGGCUAGUGCACCCGCCGCCGCCGGCGCGACGCGCAAGCCGGUUUCAGGGAUCGGGUCAGGGCUCCCCUCUCGCCUCGCGACCACAUCCGGCCCGUCGACAUCCACCAAUGCCACCAUGAAACGCAGCGCGUCUGCGUCAGUCGCUGCGCCGGACGUCAUCACGCACAUGAACAAGCGCCUCGCCUCGCUGGAGUCGGCGCGGACGCUGGACGUCGAGCGCAUCGCAGAGCUGAUCGAGAGCAAGGCGCUGCUCGCUGGGGGCAGCGGCGGCAAUGCGUCUGCUGCGUCGACGGAGCUGCAGACGGAGCUCAUUACCGCACAGGCGCAGUUGGCGAGCACGAGCGUGCAGCUGAAUGCGGCGCAGACUCAGCUGAUGGCUGCCCAGACGCAGGCGGUGACGUUCCAGGCCGAGCUCAACGUAGCGAAGAGUGCGCUCAAGGCGCGCGACGAUUCGGAGGCGGAGAUGCGGAAAGAGGUGUUGGCGCUCAAAGCCGAAGUCCUGUCGGGCAAAACGGCGAUCGCGGCUGCGCAGGACGAGACAGGCGAGCUGCGACGGGCGAUGGCAAGGGAACGGGAAGAGAAUGAGAUUCGUGUGCGACGCGGAGAGCGAUUGCUACGUGAAGCCAAGGACGAACUUGAAGAACGCGAUGCUCGACUGACGAAACUCCGCGCCGAACUGGCUGGUGCUGUCGACGCGGAAGUGGGCCUGCAGGAACGAUAUCGUGCUAUGACCGGACGCGUGGAAACUAUGCAGGAUGAGAUCAAGGCUUGGGAGGAGAAACAGACGCAGUGGAUUGCCGAACGAGAAGCUUGGGAAGCAGAGCGUGCUGAGAUGCGGGAGGAAGCGGUGAAAGGCGAAGAGGAGCGCCGCAAGUUGCAUGGGAUGGUCAUGGAGCUCAAGGGCAACAUUCGCGUGUUUUGUCGUGUUCGGCCGGUUCUGCCGUCCGAGAUCGAAGGGGAAGAUGAUGCAGUUGCUGCUCAGAUCGCGUAUCCGGACGCUGAGCAAUCAUACCCAUCAGGGCAGAAGGAGAUUGUGCUCAGUUCAGCUGGAGUUGAGCGAGAGUGGGAUGCCGGCAUGGGUAACAAACCACGCAAAGAAGUUUGGUCUUUUGGAUUCGAUCGUGUUUUCACACCUUCAUCGACGCAAGCGGAUCUGUUUGCGGAGAUCUCUCAGCUUGCACAGAGUUGUAUCGAUGGAUAUAAUGUGUGCAUCUUUGCUUACGGUCAAACCGGAAGCGGGAAGAGCUGGACUAUGGAGGGUGGUGGGAACGAUGAAGAUCGAGGGAUGAUUCCCCGGGCUGUAGCUCAGGUCUUCCGGGUGGCCGACGAUUUGAAAGACAAAGGAUGGACCUAUAGCAUGGAAGGCCAGUUCUUAGAGAUUUACAACGAAACGAUCACGGACCUGCUGUCGGCCGCUCCAGCUCCGGGCGAGGCACCGCGGAAGCACGAGAUCCACCACCAUCCUGUCACGCAUUUGACAUCUGUGUCGGACACCCAAACUGCGACGCUCACCUCGCCGACCCAGGUUAUGGCGUUACUCUCACAGGCCCAGAGCCGGCGGCGGGUCGCGGCGACGCUAAUGAACGAGCGGUCGUCCCGCUCGCAUUCGGUCUUCACACUGCGGAUCCGGGGCGUGCACGACAACGGGGAGGCGGAGCGUCUCGGCACGCUCAACCUCGUCGAUCUCGCCGGCAGUGAGCGACUGGCGUCGCUCGGACUCGGGCACUCUGUCGCUGGGUCCGAGCGGUUGAAGGAGACGCAGAGCAUCAAUAAGAGUCUCAGUGCAUUAGGGGAUGUCAUUGCUGCUCUCGGCAACGGGCCGGGAUCGCAUGUUCCGUAUCGCAAUUCGAAGCUGACGUACUUGCUGCAAAACUCACUGAGUGGAAACUCGAAGACGCUGAUGGUGCUCAACCUUUCGCCGUUAUCAGCACAUCUGAACGAGUCACUGACGUCGCUGCGCUUUGCUACCAAGGUCAACAACACGACGAUAGGUACCGCCAAGAAGGUCCAAGUCAAACCCUAAGCUUUUUGUCUUUCUUUAUAUGUAUAUGAGUUUGUAUUUCGUUCGCGCUGUCCUAUGUUACUGUACCCGUAUUAAGUGCCAUGUGACGAGCACGCCUGUUCUUUUUCAGCUGGGGGUGAAAAAAGUGGCGUGCCAAAGUAGCCUGUGGAGGA
This is a messenger RNA of Mycena citricolor, 2773 nucleotides long. The record is from the annotation of a GenBank genome assembly. NCBI's taxonomy places the organism in Eukaryota, Fungi, Basidiomycota, Agaricomycetes, Agaricales, Mycenaceae.